Etheostoma cragini (Arkansas darter) is the source of this 2731-nucleotide messenger RNA. RefSeq names its product netrin 5 (gene ntn5). The coding region runs from base 218 to 2725 and encodes 835 amino acids. The transcript has 7 exons. Gene Ontology annotation, molecular function: protein binding. Lineage: Eukaryota; Metazoa; Chordata; Actinopteri; Perciformes; Percidae. The record is from RefSeq and is a predicted model, not a curated record.
AGACGCAACUCCCAGCUGAUUAAUGUAUCUCUCCCACUCCCUCCCCCUCAUCCAGGGCCCGGUGUAUUUCCCCCUCUCGGUGCGGUUGCCUCUUGCUCUGCUCCUCUGCAGACCACCGCGCCGGAGCUGGAUGUCCGGACACUUGCUGCUGCGCUUCUCUUAAUGAACCAGAGAAGUGAGGAGAAGGAGAACACUGGGACGCACAUGGCUCGAUGACAUGAUGUUCCUGUACUUUUCCCUUCCCCCGUCCACCUUUCUUUUCCCCAUUUCCCUUCUAGUCCUCUUUUUCUUUCCUCCAUCCCUCAUCUCCUCUUCCCUUUCCCACACCCCAUUGAGCUGGACAUCACCUCAUGACCCCUGCUACUACCUGGACGGCCGCCCGCGACACUGCCUGUCGGACUUUAUUAACGCGGCCUAUGGCGUCCCAGCCAAUGCUAGCCACUCGCUACAAGGGCCUGAUUUUGACAACAUCACCACCUUGACGGACCUGCACAACCCUCACAACCUCACAUGCUGGAUGGCUCACAAAGGUCUUGAUGCCGGAGAAUGGGUCCUCACACUACCUCUGGGCCGCCGCUUUGAGAUCACCUACAUAAGUUUGCAGUUUUGCCAACAGGGGGAACCAUCGGACCCAAUCUCCAUCUCCAUACUCAAGUCGAUGGACUUUGGACGCACCUGGAGGUCGAUGCAGCAUUACUCCAGCGACUGCCAAGGAAACUUUGGGCUGCCUUCCCAGACAGUGGCCCAGGCAAGACACCAAGAAACAGAGCCCCUGUGCUCAGACCCUCGCCCCCUACAAAAGCAGAGGGGCGGCAUGGUGUUGGCCUUCUCCACACUGGAUGGACGACCAUCCUCUCCUGAUUUUGACCAUAGCCACACCCUCCAGGACUGGGUGACAGCCACGGACAUCCGUGUGGUCUUUCACCAGGUGUCCAUAGAUGCCAAGGUAGGCACCUUGGACAAGAAAGAGAAAGCACGAUGGUGGGAUGGUCCAGUAGAUGACAGAGGGACUGGGCUUCUGAGGUGGAGAUCAGGCUCCAAGGGAAACACCAGAGAUCAGGUGGACAAGUUAAUCACAGAUAAUACACUGGCUUUUUUUGAGAGUGAGACAAAAAACUCAGAGAUAAGGCGGAAGAACAAAGGGGAGAAAGUGGACAAACAUAGAAGGAAGGGUAAUUAUAAAGGGUCAGGUCAAGACGAAGAUGGACACAAUAUGACUAGCAAAGAAAGGGGUGAAAGUUAUGGCACGGGCACACUUGCUUCCCCAAAAAAAGGCAGUAAAGCCAAGGGGCCGGGCCGCAAGAAGGAAAACAAUGAUUGGCCCUCUUGCCCAAAUGGAGGUUGUAAUUGGACAGUUGAGGGGCGGAGCAGGAACAACAAAGGGUGGGAACUGAGGAAGAGGAGAAACAAUAAUCCCAAUACAAAACAAAGUUCAAGGAAUUUGCAGGUGGCCCCACACUCUGCUCCUCUUGCCCUCUCAGAUCUGCAGGUUGGCGGCAGGUGUAAAUGUAACGGACACGCUUCCAAGUGUCGCCGUGAUGACACAGGUCAGGCAGUGUGCAUAUGUGAGCAUCACACGGCUGGGCCAGACUGUGAUGUGUGCGAGGAUUUCUACUGCGACAGACCGUGGCAUCGAGCUACACCCACACACCCAAACCCCUGUGUUGCAUGUGAGUGCAACGGCCACUCAAACAAGUGCCGCUUCAGCAUGGAGGUGUUUCAGCAGUCGGGCCGACGGAGCGGAGGUGUGUGUCAGAAGUGUCGCCACAACACGGCCGGACGUCACUGCCAGUACUGCCAGAACGGAUACACCCGGGACCGCAGCAAGCCGCAGAACCACCGCAAGGCCUGCCAACCCUGCCAGUGCCAUCCUUUGGGAGCAGUGGGUCACUGGUGUAACCAGACAUCAGGUCAGUGCCUGUGUCGAGAAGGGGUUACCGGCCUCAGGUGUAACCGCUGUGCUCCGGGUUACAAACAGGGCAAGUCCCCUCUGCGGCCCUGCAUACGAAUUCAAGAGGUUGCUCCAACCCCAAUGUAUCAACCUCAGUACAGCAUAGCGGAGGAGUGUGUUUCAUACUGCCAGCCUUCUCAGGUUAAAGUCAGAAUGAACUUGGAGACCUAUUGUCUGAAGGACUUUGUGUUGAAGGUGCAGGUGAGAGAGAUGGAGCGUUCAGGUCCCUGGUGGCAGUUCUCCAUCUUAGUUCAAACUGUCUUCCGCACGGGGUCCAACUCGCGCAUCCGCAGGGGCUCCCAGUCCCUCUGGGUCCCCGACCGGGACCUUGGCUGCGGCUGCCCUGCCCUCCAAGUGGGUCGGACCUUCCUUCUGAUUGGUGCAGAGGAAGGGGAGCGGGGCUGGGGCCCUGAGGAGAGGCGGCUGGUGGCAGAUCGCUCCACUCUGGCCCUCCAGUGGCGGGAACACUGGAGCCCCAAGCUGAGGGGCUUCCGUGGGCAGGACAAGAGGGGCCGUUGCCCCCCGAAAUCCCCCUACAAUAACCAGCACCCCCAUCACAGAAAGCCCCAGUCUGGGUACAUUCCCCCUCACCUGCUACAUGAGAAACACACCGAGCCUCACAGUGUGGACACACACUCUCUGAAAAUGGAGGACACUCAAACCUUAGUGGCACCACACACACACUCUCACACGGAGACAGAGGUAAAAGCCACAGAGGUGACCCCCUUGCCAACUUCACCCGCUCUGGUUUGCUCUUCUCAAACUCCUGGUUGAGAAACA